Brassica rapa (field mustard) is the source of this 1919-nucleotide messenger RNA. RefSeq names its product sugar transport protein 10-like. Gene Ontology annotation, cellular component: membrane. Gene Ontology annotation, molecular function: monosaccharide transmembrane transporter activity. The record is from RefSeq and is a predicted model, not a curated record. NCBI's taxonomy places the organism in Eukaryota, Viridiplantae, Streptophyta, Magnoliopsida, Brassicales, Brassicaceae. Gene Ontology annotation, biological process: monosaccharide transmembrane transport.
AGCCACAACAUUCCUUCCUUCCUUCCUUCUAAGCACAAAAGCAAAAACAAAAUGGCAGGAGGAGCUUUUGUGUCAGAAGGAGGAAGUGGUGGAACGGAUUAUGAAGGAGGAGUCACAGUUUUCGUUGUCAUAACAUGUAUGGUUGCGGCCAUGGGAGGUCUCCUCUUUGGUUAUGACCUUGGAAUCUCAGGAGGUGUGACAUCAAUGGAUGAGUUUCUUAGCAAGUUCUUCCCACAAUUAGAGAAGCAGAGGGUAAAGGCGAAGCACGAGACGGCUUACUGCAAAUUUGAUGACCAAAAACUCCAAUUGUUUACUUCUUCUCUCUACUUAGCAGCUUUGGUAGCUUCCUUUGUGGCUUCGGUUGUUACUAGGAAGUAUGGACGAAAGGUUUCCAUGUUUACCGGUGGACUUGCUUUCCUCACCGGUGCACUAAUCAACGCCUUUGCCAUUAAUGUUACAAUGCUCAUCAUCGGUAGACUUUUGCUCGGUGUAGGUGUGGGAUUUGCUAAUCAGUCUACUCCGGUUUACCUCUCGGAAAUGGCUCCAGCAAAGAUAAGAGGAGCGCUAAACAUUUGUUUCCAGGUGGCUAUUACGUCUGGAAUCUUGGUGGCGAAUCUGAUCAACUAUGGAACAUCUAAUAUGGCUAAAAAUGGGUGGAGGGUUUCUUUAGGUUUAGCAGCUGUUCCAGCAAUUCUUAUGGUGAUCGGAUCAUUCUUUUUGCCCGAUACACCAAACUCAAUGCUUGAGAGAGGAAAAUACGAGGAAGCAAAACAAAUGUUGAAGAAAGUACGAGGAACAGAAAACGUUGACCAUGAGUUUCAAGAUAUACGCGAUGCAUGUGACGCUGCUAAAGAGGUAGAACAUCCAUGGAAAAACAUCAGGCAGAGCAAAUACAGACCAGCUUUAGUCUUCUGCUCGGCCAUUCCCUUUUUCCAGCAGAUUACUGGAAUUAAUGUCAUUAUGUUCUACGCUCCUGUUCUCUUCAAGACUCUUGGUUUUGGAGAUGAUGCUGCUCUUAUGUCGGCAGUAAUAACCGGUGUAGUUAACGUGCUCGCGACCUUUGUCUCCCUAUACUCGGUUGAUAGAUUUGGAAGAAGGUUUCUUUUCCUUGAAGGUGGCAUUCAAAUGUUCAUAUGUCAGAUUCUUGUUGGUUCAUUUAUCGGUUUAAAAUUCGGAACCACGGGAACUGGAACCUUGACACCAGCAACAGCAGACUGGAUUCUUGUUUUCAUAUGUGUGUACGUUGCUGGAUUUGCAUGGUCAUGGGGUCCAUUGGGUUGGUUAGUACCCAGUGAGAUCUGUCCAUUGGAAAUCAGACCAGCAGGACAAGCCAUCAACGUCUCAGUCAACAUGUUCUUCACUUUCCUCAUCGGUCAAUUCUUCUUGACAAUGCUUUGUCACAUGAAGUUUGGUCUCUUCUACUUCUUCGCAGGCAUGGUUGCCAUCAUGACCAUCUUCAUCUACUUCUUGUUUCCGGAGACCAGAGGUGUUCCCAUUGAAGAGAUGGCAAGAGUUUGGAAGCAACAUUGGUUCUGGAAAAAUUACAUUCCAGAUGAUGCAGUUAUUGGUGGACAUGAUGAAAACUAAACCAAUUCGGUUUAAGUGGAAUUGGUUCGGUCAUAUAUGUUCAUCAAUUAUGAGUUGUUUUCAUGUUAAUGCUGUCUAGAUAAUUUGUUAAUUACCUGAUUCAUUACCUUAAUAUGUACGAUGCUUCUUUAUUGUCUUUUACAUUUCUUAUAUGAAUAAACCAAAUGCUUGAUUCACACAAUAAACCAAAAACCAAGCAGUAUUGUAGCUUUCUUGAUGGUCGGUGUGUAUCCACAUCAGUCAUUGGUUUGAUUCCCUUUGAAAAUUAAAUUAUCACUGAUUUGUAAGUCUAGGUUUGGUCUUCGGUCCAAAUAGUUAACAUAUUGAGCUGU